AUGUCGGUGGAGCUCGGCAAUGGGAAAGGCGAAGAUGGCGCUUGUUGGUUGACUGCAGAUAGUCCGAAUCCGGCUCCAAAUCUGGCUCCGACUCCGGCUCUAAAUCCGGCUCUAAAUCCGGCUCCGAAUCCGGCUGCGAAUCCGGCUCCGAAUCCGGCUCAAAAUCCGGCUCAAAAUCCGGCUCCGAAUCCAGCUCCGAAUCCAGCUCCGAAUCUAGCUCCGAAUCCGGCUCCGAGUCCGGCUCCGAAUCCGGCUCCGAAUCCGGCUCCGAAUCCAGCUCCGAAUCCGGCUCCGAAUCCGGCUCCGAAUCCGGCUCCGAAUCCGGCUCCGAAUCUGGCUCCGAAUCCGGCUCCGAAUCCGGCUCCGAAUCCGGCUCCGAAUCCGGCUCCGAAUCCGGCUCCGAAUCCGGCUCCGAAUCCGGCUCCGAAUCCGGCUCCGAAUCCGGCUCCGAAUCCGGCUCCGAAUCCGGCUCCGAAUCCGGCUCCGAAUCCGGCUCCGAAUCCGGCUCCGAAUCCGGCUCCGAAUCCGGCUCCGAAUCCGGCUCCAAAUCCGGCUCCGAAUCUGGCUCCGAAUCCGGCUCCGAAUCCGGCUCCAAAUCCGGCUCCGAAUCCGGCUCUGAAUCCGGCUCCGAAUCCGGCUCCGAAUCCGGCUCCGAAUCCGGCUCCGAAUCCGGCUCCGAAUCCGGCUCCGAAUCUGGCUCAGAAUCCGGCUCAGAAUCCGGCUCAGAAUCCGGCUCAGAAUCCGGCUCAGAAUCCGGCUCAGAAUCCGGCUCAGAAUCCGGCUCAGAAUCCGGCUCAGAAUCCGGCUCAGAAUCCGGCUCAGAAUCCGGCUCAGAAUCCGGCUCAGAAUCCGGCUCAGAAUCCGGCUCAGAAUCCGGCUCCGAAUUCGGCUCUGAAUCCGGCUCCAAAUCCAGCUCCAAAUCGUGCUUCGAAUCCAGCUCCGAAUCCAGCUUCGAAUCCGGCUCCAACUCUAAAGAAAAUUUGA
This is a messenger RNA of Ochlerotatus camptorhynchus, 984 nucleotides long. RefSeq lists its product as uncharacterized. The record is from RefSeq and is a predicted model, not a curated record. Bases 1 to 984 code for a protein of 327 amino acids. NCBI's taxonomy places the organism in Eukaryota, Metazoa, Arthropoda, Insecta, Diptera, Culicidae. The transcript has 2 exons.